AGCUCAAGCCAUAAUCAACUUGAAGAUCGUGUAAGAUCCAACGGAACGUAGAAAUCUAUAUCGCGUGUGAGAGGAGGAUUUGCAUAAAUUGAGUCUGAGUGAUAAUGACAAGCUAUACUGACAAAGGAACCAAACCUGAAGCCGGCAAAUUUCUAAGCUUUGAUCACUUGACAUUCUACGUUGGCAACGCCAAGCAGGCGGCCAGCUACUACACCACUCGUCUGGGCUUCGAACCACUUGGCUACCAGGGACUAGAGACCGGAGAAAGGCGCUUCGCCAAGCAUGCCGUGCGCCAGAACAAGAUCGUUUUUGUGUUCGUCUCCGCGUACACGCCGGAUGACAAGGAGCAUGGACUCCACCUGAUGCGCCACGGUGAUGGGGUCAAGGAUGUGGCCUUUGAAGUGGAGGAUCUGAAUGCCAUCUUUACGCUGGCUGUGUCCCGCGGCGCCGAAGUGGUGCGCGACAUCUGGGAGGAGAGCGACGACCACGGAUUCGUGAGAUUCGCCACCAUCAAGACGUACGGUGACACCACCCACACCUUUGUGGAGCGCAAUGGCUACUCCGGUGACUUUUUGCCGGGAUUCCAGCGUGGAGCAGAGGAUGUUCUGCUAAAGGGCUUGCCCUCCACCAAACUGAACUUUAUCGAUCAUGUGGUGGGCAACCAGCCGGACCUGCAAAUGGAAAGUGUGGCCUCCUGGUACGAGAGAAUUCUGCAGUUCCAUCGUUUCUGGUCCGUGGAUGACUCGCAAAUCCACACGGAGUACUCCGCCCUGCGCUCCAUCGUGAUGGCUAACUACGAGGAGACGGUGAAGAUGCCCAUCAAUGAGCCGGCCAAUGGCAAAAAGAAGUCGCAGAUCCAAGAGUAUGUCGAGUACUAUGGAGGUGGCGGUGUCCAGCAUAUUGCCCUUAACACUGACGACAUCAUACAGGCGGUGAGCAACCUGAAGGCUCGGGGUACCGAGUUCUUGACCAUUCCCUCGUCCUACUACGAGAUCCUGCAGCAGCAGCUCUCGCAGAGCCGCACCAAGAUCAAGGAGGACAUGGAAAUCUUGAAGAAGCUGAACAUCUUGAUUGACUUUGAUGAGAACGGUUAUUUGCUGCAAAUCUUUACAAAGAAUUGCCAGGACAGGCCGACCCUCUUCCUGGAGGUUAUCCAGCGCCACAAUCAUAACGGUUUUGGCGCCGGCAACUUUAAGUCCCUGUUCACGGCCAUCGAAAUCGAGCAGGCCAAGCGCGGCAACUUGUGAAUUAUAACCAUAAAUGUGUGCAAUAUAAAAUACAAAGUGCAAUGAAUCAAACAGAAACACUA
Molecule: messenger RNA, 1309 nt
Organism: Drosophila serrata
Lineage: Eukaryota; Metazoa; Arthropoda; Insecta; Diptera; Drosophilidae
Gene: Hpd
Product: 4-hydroxyphenylpyruvate dioxygenase
Biological process (GO): L-tyrosine catabolic process
Cellular component (GO): Golgi membrane; endoplasmic reticulum membrane
Molecular function (GO): 4-hydroxyphenylpyruvate dioxygenase activity
Source: RefSeq, a predicted model, not a curated record